GUUGGGUACCAGAAGCGUCGGAGAAACCCAGCUCGUAGCCGCGGGUUUGAAAGAAGCGGGUGCCUGAGCACAGCCCGGAUCUUAGGGGAGGUGAUGAGGAACCAUGGAAUUGACCGGAGAGAGGAGCAGCGUGGGCCCACCUGUGCUUGAAGGGCAUCCUUUUGGGAAUUUCGUGGGGAAAUAGAUUACUGAGGGGACUGGCGGCGUUGAGACCAGCGGGGAGGGUUUCUGGCUGAAAAGGCGUCCCCCAGGGGGCCAGUGAUGAGGGCGGAGUUGAACAUAGGGACUUUUUCUGUUUAGGGGUCUUCCGGGUGGAGUAGGGGAAACAUCUCCAAAGAACAACACCCCAGCCGUUGGAAAUGAUGACAGUUCUGGCCAGAAAACAAAGGACUCGAGCUCUUUCUUGAGGAUAGUAUGCUAAUGACUUAAAAUUUGGAGCAGGCUGUUUUAAAAUUCAUAUUUUAAGAUGGUCUGCCUGAAAUUCUUUUUAAGGUAUGGUAGCUUUAAAUGGAUCCAAUUUUAAAUUGGUUCAAAUCAUUUUUCUUAGUGGAUUUCCUCAGGAAAAGGCUAGAAGGCUAGGUGAGAAAUAUUGGACAAGAAGGAAGAUGUGGUUAAAUUUUGUGGAAAUGAAAAUCUGUUUCACUGGAUACCUACUAUUUUAAAUUUCUGACCAAAAGGAUUCCACAGAACCCAAAGUAUCAGCAUGUCAAGACUAGACUUGACACUGGUAGCAGUAUGACCAAAUACACCGAGAAACUAGAAGAGAUUAAAAAAAAUUAUAGGUACAAAAAAGACGAGCUUUUCAAAAGGCUGAAAGUUACAACUUUUGCCCAGUUGGUCAUCCAAGUUGCUUCCUUGUCUGAUCAAACAUUAGAAGUGACAGCAGAAGAGAUUCAAAGGCUAGAAGAUCAUAAUUCUGCCCUUGCCAUUUCCAAUGCUGAAGACAAGACCAAUGGGAAAGGCAGUCCCACUGAGAAGCCAUCCACCCCCAUCGAGUUGGUCGGCAAUGUCGGGGCCGGGGAAUCAAACCGCUCAACGCUGCAGAGCGUCAUCAGUGGUGUUGGAGAACUGGACCUAGACAAAGAGUCGCUGAAGAAAACAGAGCCCAGCUCUAAAGAUAAACCUUAUCCCGAUUGUCCCUUCCUGCUGCUAGAUGUCCGAGAUAGAGAUUCUUAUAAUCAGUGCCAUAUUGUUGGAGCUUACAGUUAUCCAAUUGCCACCUUGUCUAGAACCAUGAACCCUUAUUCAAAUGAUAUUCUUGAGUAUAAAAAUGCCCACGGCAAGAUUAUCAUCCUCUAUGACGAUGAUGAGAGGCUGGCCAGCCAAGCAGCUACCACCAUGUGCGAACGAGGAUUUGAGAACCUUUUCAUGCUUUCUGGAGGUCUAAAAGUCUUAGCUCAGAAAUUCCCCGAGGGACUGAUUACUGGGUCAUUGCCACUGAACUGCCAGCAAACACCAAAUCCUGGGUCUGUCCGAAAGCGAUCCAGCACCAAAAUGCAAACUCUGUGUGCUGAGAAUAAGUGGAGAUUUACCUCAGAAGAUUUAAAAAAAAUAGAAUAUUAUCUGGAAGAAGAGCAAGUUCCUCUGGAAACCCCUGGCCGACUGAGCCGGGGCAACUCCUCUGUCCGGGAUCUCAAGGUCCCAGGUGGCAGUUCCUCUGGAAGGGACGUCAAGGCCACAGCUGUCCGCAGCAGUCAGAGCCUGCCUACCGGCAACCCCACCAGCAGCCUGAACCCUCGCUCGUUUAGCAGCGGCAACCUUCAGAGCAAACCCUGGAAGUAAAGAACUUGUCAAAUAAAUUCUCUCCCAUUUGUGGGAGCCCCUAAGCACUUCCCAAGUUGGUAACUUCUUCAGAAGGCAGACAUGGGUAAUGGAGACCUCCUCGGGGAGGACCAGUGACCGAGGUAGAGAUGCGUGACAGGCUUUAGUUCUUCCCUGCUGUUUACAGAGUGUUGGAGUCAUCGGCUCAAAUAGGAAAAAGAACUGUCUGAGGUGUCUCUUGUCUGCAGUGUGCCUCCAGCCUGUUUACCUGUAUCCCCAUUUCCCCCUUGUAAAUACUCCAUUCACGUCCGCUAGUUGGGGUCUCCCAAUAUAUCUUCUCUUUCCAUUUAUGAAGGAAUCCAAACCUUCGAGAUGACUUCUUGAGAAGUUGUCCUGGGAAUUCCCAGUGACUCUUAGAACCCGUCCUGCUGGCUGUUUCCACAUCAGGUGUUGAGCCACGCCCUUGCAAGCCGUCUUCCCCAGCACAGGUGCAGGUCGUGUCAUGAACCUGUGGGCUGGUGGUUGGGUGUCCAGAUGUCCAAACAUUUGAGGACGUAGUGGAACAACUCCCUAGGACUUGGGAAUUGUGUCUUCCCUUUGGUGACGGUGUUUACUCAUCCGUAGCAUAGAGGGAUUGUUACUGUACAAGAACCCAAAGGGUUUAUCAGGUUUAAAUUGCAGUCUCCUCCUAGACUCCUUGAUGGUAGUGCAGUAGAAAAUAUGGUGACUGGAAGUCAUCACUUUCCCACACUGGAGCUUUUGAUUGGGGGGGACGGGGGAGUUCUAUUUCUUUGUCCAAGUCUUCAGCUCCUAUGAGUCUUUGCUUGUGUUCUGUGUACCCUUGCACAUCCUGCUUCCGGCCCCAGAUAUACAGUAUUAGCUGAAUUGUGUAAUCUGUCCAAUUCCUUCCUUAUUUCUCAUUCCUGUGACUGAGCUCUGACUAUGGAGUUAUGAGAGUAUUGGUUCUGGCUUAAGCUAGAAUUUUAAUUCAAUAUUAACCAAAUUGCUAGUUGGCUGACUAAUUGAUUCUGUUUGGCUUGUCAAGAAGAAGAUUUGGGUAAAGGUAAGGGAUUCUGAAAUAUUUAUGGCCUGCAAUCUAUAGUUUUGAAAUGGAAAUAAUUGUCAUGGCAAUGUGAUUUUUCAAAAUCCAAAUGAAAAAUUCUUCUCCUUGUUUUGCUUUGCCUUGACUUUCUUUUUUUUUCUCUUCACAGUCAAGUUCCCCAGGGACACAGCCCUCGAGGGUAAGAGAAUCAAAUGAACACAGUUAGACAGUAUUUCAGAGAGUCCUGUGAGAAAACAGCUUAUCUGAAUUAGGGUCUGCUAAAAUGUAGCUCUUUGUUUUCAUUUCUUAAAUGUAGUAUUUUCCUGGAUGUAGGAAUCAGACUUUUCCAAGACAUUGUGAAGAAGCAGGGGCCAAGCCAUGCUUGAAAAAAAUGUUCAAGAAUUGUCUUAUUAAAAUUCAGCAGAUGUUUCUGCAAAAUACUUGUUGCCUAAGACCCUCAGUUAGCCUUUCAGCUGAUGCCAAAAUGCUCCAGUGUUUAUUUCUUCUUUAAGGCACAGAUAGAAAAAGGCUUUUUUUUCCCUCCCAGCCCUAUGUACUCCUGAAAAAAUCAGUAUAUCCCAAGCUUAACAAGAUUUUUCAGUCAUUGGAUGUAAUUUUUAAGGAAAAAAAUCUGUUCUGCUCCAGAACAAAACACUCACUGCUCUGCCAUUUGAGAAUGGCCAGUCAGGAGUAUAUUCACCUUCCUGCCCCCAUUUUGAAAGUCAAUCAAUGUCUGCUAACAGUUUUGCUCUUUGUUCCCCUUGCUCCUAUGACCACAUGACACUAGAUUAUUAGAGACUUUAUUAUCUGUACAUAUUUUUGUCGUAGGUUAAUUGAACCUUUUAGGAUUGCUGCAUGUUUUAAGUUUCAGAUGUAUUUAACAAAGUUGAAUGUAUUUUAUAAAUACUUUUGCAUAGAUGUAAUCGACCUCUGGUCCCGUUGGUAGGGUUUUUAAAUUAACUGGGCCUCAAAAGAUCUGUGCUGAUUUUGCACCUUAAAUCAGACAUCCUGGAUAAUUUUUCAUUUUAUGUUUCAACUGUUUUUUAAUGUUUUCCCUUUAAUAGUUUCCUCAUUAGCUUAUUGGUAUGUUUGUAUUGUUGUUCAAUUGAUCAGUGAUACUCUGUGUGAUUAAGAUUGUUUGCAGAUUAAAGUACAAUGCACAGCAAUUUUGUUGUUUGAUACUGAUAUCCUGUAACAUACCAAUCUCACUCGUCCAAUCUGAUGAGACAGCAUUUUUUGGUCCUUAUUAGACAAAUGCAAUCUGAGAGAGGGAGUACUGUUUAAUUUGAAAAGAGAGAUGAGCCCAGAUUCAAUUCUAAGCCAAUGUGUUAAGGCCCUAGCCACUUAGGGCUCUUGAAUAUGCUCUUUCACUUGCUCACUACUGAGAACAACCUUAAGCUAAUUAUUACUUGUUUUGGUUAGUGUGCCAUGAGGUUAAUAGCUGUCAGUACAGGGGGCUUGAAACUCCAUGGACGGGAGGUGUUUUAUCAGUAUAAACUUAGUGUGACUAUGACUUCAUUUGAGCAAAAGUGAUAGCCAGAAUUUCAACCAUCUGGUUAAAUAAUUUUAAAGUGGAGUUGGUAAAAAAA
Sarcophilus harrisii (Tasmanian devil) is the source of this 4392-nucleotide messenger RNA. It is a transcript of the gene CEP41, whose product is annotated as centrosomal protein 41. Gene Ontology annotation, biological process: cilium assembly; protein polyglutamylation. Lineage: Eukaryota; Metazoa; Chordata; Mammalia; Dasyuromorphia; Dasyuridae. Gene Ontology annotation, cellular component: ciliary basal body. Bases 736 to 1782 code for a protein of 348 amino acids. The record is from RefSeq and is a predicted model, not a curated record. The transcript has 11 exons.